Messenger RNA from Gavia stellata (red-throated loon), 784 nucleotides. It is a transcript of the gene DRAP1, whose product is annotated as DR1 associated protein 1. Gene Ontology annotation, molecular function: transcription coactivator activity; core promoter sequence-specific DNA binding; protein heterodimerization activity. Gene Ontology annotation, biological process: positive regulation of transcription by RNA polymerase II; negative regulation of transcription by RNA polymerase II; transcription by RNA polymerase II. The record is from RefSeq and is a predicted model, not a curated record. Gene Ontology annotation, cellular component: negative cofactor 2 complex; nucleus. Lineage: Eukaryota; Metazoa; Chordata; Aves; Gaviiformes; Gaviidae.
AUGGGGGGGAGUGGGGGCAACUGGGAGCUACUGGGAGUGUCCCGAGGGACCACGGGGCCGGGGCCGGGCCCGAGCGGGAUCCAGCGGGGCCGGGACCGGGGCCGGGACGAUGCGAGCAAGAAGAAGAAAUACAACGCGCGGUUCCCGCCGGCGCGGAUCAAGAAGAUCAUGCAGACGGACGAGGAGAUCGGGAAGGUGGCGGCCGCCGUCCCCGUCAUCAUCUCGCGGGCGCUGGAGCUUUUCCUGGAGUCGCUGCUGCGGAAGGCUUGUCACGUCACCCAGUCCCGCAACGCCAAGACCAUGACCACCUCCCACCUGAAACAGUGCAUCGAGCUGGAGCAGCAGUUCGACUUCCUGAAGGAUCUGGUGGCGGCGGUGCCCGACAUGCAGGGGGAGGGCGAGGAGCCCCACGGCGAGGGCGAGCGCGGACCCCGAAGGGGGCGCCGCCCGGGCGCCGGCCGGAAGAACGGGGGUCCCGGGGCGAAGGGGAAGGACCCCAAACAGUCGGGGACGGACUCGGAGCAGGAGGAGGACUCUGAGGACAGCGACAGCGACGGGGAAGAAGAGACGCCGCAGCCCCCCCCCCGCCCGCCCCCCCUCAAUUUCACCAGCCCCGGGGUGCCCUUCGCGCCGCUGGGACCCCCAGCGCUCCCGGGGGGGCUCCCGGGGGGGCUCCCCCCAGCCCCUGGCCCCCCCCGCGCCCCCGAGGAGGAAGAGGAGGACGAAGACUACGACUCCUAGCGCCCCCGCCCAGUUUUUUGCCCGUUCUCCCAGGAUUUCAACC